Messenger RNA from Aegilops tauschii subsp. strangulata, 339 nucleotides. RefSeq names its product ethylene-responsive transcription factor ERF109-like. Gene Ontology annotation, molecular function: DNA binding; DNA-binding transcription factor activity. Lineage: Eukaryota; Viridiplantae; Streptophyta; Magnoliopsida; Poales; Poaceae. Gene Ontology annotation, biological process: regulation of DNA-templated transcription. The record is from RefSeq and is a predicted model, not a curated record.
AUGCCGUCGCGCCACCUGGGAUCUUCGGGCUACCGUGGCGUCCGUGAGCGCCCCUCCGGCGCCUUCUACGCCGAGAUUCGGUCCGGCGACGUCCGCCUCGGCCUCGACACGUUCGAGACCGCGCACGAGGCCGCACGCACGUACGACGCGGCGGCGUGGCGCCUCCAGAGGCCUCGCCAACAGAUGAACUUCCAGGACGUCUGGACGUGCGAGCAGGCGCAGGCCCUCGCCCCUCCGCCGCGGCUAAUAACUGACGCUGACCGUCAGGAACACCGUCGGCGUCGGCGGCAGCGCCGCCUCCUCAUCGCCAAGGCGGACGAGCGAGCCAUGGCGGAGUGA